GUCCUCGCGCGCCCCCCGCGUCCCCCGCGCGCCCAGCUCUAAAGUAAACACCCAGGAGCGGCGGCGGCGAGACGGGUGCAGCUCGCCCGCUACGCGCCCAGCCCGUCCCGGCCGGGGUGCUGCGGGCCACCGAGCCAUGGCGGAGGGUGUGCCGCCCUCGCCCGCCGGCAGCCGGGGCCUGCACAGCGGCAUCAUCCAGUGGUUGGUGGACAAUUUCUGCGUCUGUGAAGGGUACAGUGUGCCUCGCUGUCUCAUGUACGAGAUCUACGUGGAGACCUGCGGACAGGACGCUCAGAACCAAGUCAACCCAGCAAUGUUUGGGAAGCUUGUGCGCUUGGUUUUUCCUGAUCUUGGCACCCGGAGGCUGGGUACAAGAGGAAGUGCCAGGUAUCAUUAUGAUGGAAUCUAUAUCAAGAAAAGUUCUUUCUUCUAUGCCCACUAUUGCUACCUGCUGGGUGAGAAAAGCUAUCCCAGUGAAGAUGCUGUUGCCUUUGAAAAGUCUACUGACUAUAGCAGCAUUAUCCAAGAAGAAAUGUGUGAAAAUCAUUCACCAAUAAAGACAGACCCAGCUGGAUCUCCUUUGUCUGAAUUCAGAAGAUGUCCAUUUUGGGAGCAAGAGCUGGCAAAGAAACACUCCUAUAAAAUGAUGGCUUGCCUUGCUGAUAAAUACUACAACUAUUGUCAAGAUAUUUUACAAAACGUGAGGAACCAAGAACUCCAGAGGGUGGAGGACUUGCUCACGUCCUUCUGGAGAUCUCUGCAGCAAGACACCAUCAUGCUGAUGUUAUUGCCUGAUGUGCACCAGCUCUUGAAAUGUUAUGACACACAGCUCUACAAGGGAAUUGAGGAUGUUCUCCUUCAUGACUUCUUGGAAGAUGUUUCUAUUCAGUACCUGAAAUCUGUCCGGAUAUUUAGUAAGAAAUUUAAGCUGUGGCUUCUUAAUGCUUUGGAAGGGUUUCCAACCCUCUUACAGAUCUCCAAACUCAAAGAAGUCACUGUGUUUGUCCAAAGACUCAGAAGAAAGACAUACCUUUCCAACAUGGCAAAGACUAUGAGAAUGGUAUUGAAGAAUAACAGGAGAGUCAGCGUCUUGAAAUCAGAUCUGCAUGCCAUCGUCAAUCAAGGUGCUUUGGAUAUUUCUAAGAAAGCCCUGGCGAGUGACCACGAAGAGGGACUGGAGAGCCAUACAGAGAUGAAAUGUUUAAGCUGUUUAAUUUCUUUACUGGGAACAUCAACAGAUCUCGGUGUGUUCCUGAAUUGUCUGUCCUCAAAUCUCCAAGCCUUUGUCUUCCAGUCAAGCAGAAGCAAAGAAGAGUUCAUAAAACUGGCUGCCAGCUUCCAACUACGAUGGAAUUUCCUUCUCACUGCUGUGAGCAAAGCCAUGACCCUCUGCCACAAAGAGAGUUUUGGCUCCUGGCAUCUGUUUCAUCUGCUGCUUUUGGAAUACGUGAUUCACAUACUUCAGUCAUACAUAGAGGAGGAAGAGGAAGAGGAGGACAUGGGGAAUCUCAAAGACAUGCUGCCAGAUGACCAGUCUCUCAUCCAGCCAGUCCCGGCCCUUUUCCAUCCCCUAGAUUCUCCGCCAACUCAGGAGUGUGCAAGCCCAAGUGCAGAGCCACCCUGGGUGACCCUGAAACACACAAGCCAGAGCCCCAGCCCUGUGGGCAUGAGCAACAUGAUUCUCCGGGUCCUGGGCUUCCUGGUAGACGCUACCACAGGCAAUAAGCUCAUCCAGGUAUUGUUGGAAGACAAGGCUACUGAAAGCGCCAUCAAACUCAGCCUUCCUGUGGGACAAGAGGCCCUCAUAACCCUCAAAGAUGGACAAAAAUUUGUGAUUCAUAUAUCAGAUGUACCCCAGAGCUCUGAAAAUAUUUAUUUCAGAGAAAGCAAUGCUAAUAUGCAAGAUGGUUUAUUUGAAUAGGGCAUGAGGAAACAGAUAGACUUGCGUUCUUACAAAUAUAUACUAAUGCUUUUGUAAUUGGUAAGAAAGAAAAUUUUUAUGUAUAUAAUAGUUGUAGCAUUUUACGUUUAUAUGUAUUUCAGGAGUUGGUUUUGGUCAAACUAUAAACUGA
Sciurus carolinensis (gray squirrel) is the source of this 2072-nucleotide messenger RNA. It is a transcript of the gene Rfx8, whose product is annotated as regulatory factor X8. NCBI's taxonomy places the organism in Eukaryota, Metazoa, Chordata, Mammalia, Rodentia, Sciuridae. The transcript is spliced from 15 exons. Gene Ontology annotation, molecular function: RNA polymerase II cis-regulatory region sequence-specific DNA binding; DNA-binding transcription factor activity, RNA polymerase II-specific. The coding region runs from base 137 to 1921 and encodes 594 amino acids. Gene Ontology annotation, biological process: regulation of transcription by RNA polymerase II. The record is from RefSeq and is a predicted model, not a curated record.